GUUGCUUGUUUUCUUUGCUCAAACACUGCCUUUUGCAGAUGGUUAUCCAAGGACAGGCACAGCUCAGAGAGACUGAAUUUUAAAUCCGUUUGUUUCUCCGGACUUCCAACUGCCAGGUGCUAAGACCCUCGGGAGCAGAUAAAAAGACCUGGAGUAGCCCUUCCUGUCUAAAGAUGGAAAACAGUACCACCACCAUUUCUCGGGAGGAGCUGGAGGAGCUACAAGAAGCCUUUAACAAAAUAGACAUUGACAACAGUGGCUAUGUCAGUGACUAUGAACUUCAGGACCUGUUUAAGGAGGCAAGUCUUCCUCUUCCUGGGUACAAGGUGCGCGAGAUUGUGGAGAAAAUUUUAGUGGUCGCUGACAACAACAAAGAUGGCAAGAUCAGUUUUGAAGAAUUUGUGUCUCUAAUGCAAGAGUUAAAAAGCAAAGAUAUCAGCAAAACAUUCCGAAAAAUAAUUAACAAGAGAGAAGGGAUUACUGCUAUUGGGGGAACUUCAUCCAUUUCCAGCGAGGGUACACAGCAUUCCUACUCAGAGGAAGAAAAAGUAGCUUUUGUUAACUGGAUAAACAAAGCUCUAGAGAAUGACCCAGACUGUAGCCAUCUUCUGCCCAUGAACCCCAACGAUGGCAGCCUUUUCAAAUCACUUGCAGAUGGCAUCCUUCUUUGCAAAAUGAUCAACUUAUCUGAACCGGAUACAAUUGAUGAAAGAGCUAUCAAUAAGAAGAAGCUCACUCCAUUCACAGUUUCUGAAAAUCUGAACCUGGCCCUGAAUUCUGCCUCGGCCAUUGGUUGCACCGUGGUCAACAUUGGUGCACAGGACCUCAAAGAGGGAAAGCCUCACUUGGUCCUGGGGCUUCUCUGGCAGAUCAUCAAAGUCGGUCUUUUUGCUGAUAUUGAGAUUUCUAGGAAUGAAGCCUUGAUUGCAUUGCUGAAUGAAGGGGAGGAGCUCGAGGAGCUGAUGAAGCUUACUCCUGAGGAGCUGCUGCUGCGCUGGGUCAACUACCACCUGACCAACGCAGGGUGGCGCACCAUCAACAACUUCAGCCAGGACAUUAAGGAUUCAAAAGCCUAUUUUCACCUGCUUAAUCAGAUUGCUCCUAAAGGUGACCGAGAUGAUGAACCUGCCAUUGCCAUUGAUCUUUCAGGAUUUAAUGAGAAAAAUGACCUGAAGCGUGCUGGAUUCAUGCUUCAGGAAGCAGAUAAGCUUGGCUGCAGGCAGUUUGUUACUCCUGCAGAUGUGGUUUCCGGAAACCCCAAGCUAAAUCUAGCCUUUGUAGCGAAUCUCUUUAACACAUACCCAUGCCUACACAAGCCUGAGAAUAAUGACAUUGAUAUCAAUUUAUUGGAAGGGGAGAGCAAGGAAGAGAGGACAUUUCGGAACUGGAUGAAUUCACUGGGGGUCAACCCAUACAUCAACCAUUUGUACAGUGACCUUGCCGAUGCGCUGGUGAUCUUUCAGCUCUAUGAGAUGAUCCGAGUGCCGGUCAACUGGAGCCAGGUCAACAAGCCUCCUUACCCUGCUCUCGGGGGCAACAUGAAGAAGAUUGAAAACUGUAACUAUGCAGUAGAGCUUGGGAAGAACGAGGCCAAAUUCUCUCUGGUUGGCAUUGCUGGGCAGGACUUAAAUGAGGGGAACGCAACGCUGACCCUGGCACUGGUGUGGCAGCUGAUGAGAAGAUACACACUGAAGGUGUUAUCCGAUCUUGGAGAAGGUGAAAAAGUCAGUGAUGAUAUUAUUAUUAAAUGGGUCAAUCAGACUCUCAAAAGUGCAAACAAAAGCACUUCCAUUUCCAGCUUCAAGGAUAAAUCUAUUAGUACAAGUUUGCCUGUCUUAGAUUUAAUAGAUGCCAUUGCACCAAAUGCAGUUCGUCAGGAGAUGAUCAAGAGAGAAAACCUUACUGAUGAAGACAAACUGAACAAUGCUAAGUACGCCAUUUCGGUUGCUCGGAAGAUUGGUGCUCGGAUCUAUGCGCUACCUGAUGACCUCGUAGAUGUCAAACCAAAGAUGGUUAUGACAGUGUUUGCCUGCUUAAUGGGAAAAGGACUGAACAGACUCAAAUGAUGAAACAUCUACUAUGAUCUGCCACAUUAAACACAUCGAAUGUCUCAGUUUACAGAAUUUUGAAAUGUAGUGGGUAUAAAAUCAGAGUGUCUAUGCUCAAAAUAGUUCUGUAUUCAGAAAUGAAUAAUAUCCUGUCCAUACUAGUUAGAAUUUGUCAACCUUUUUGGAUAACACAAUUACUUUAACAAUCAAUACCAAUACAGGAAUAUCAAGCUGCUAUUUCAUAAUUGAAUUAUUUUAUUUCCUAAAGGUCUUACCAAAAUAAGACUAAUCAUUCUUUUUCAUAGCUUGAAAAAGACCUGUAUAAGGUUUUGUCAGGUCCUGCUAUUAAAUGUGUUUGGAUUUUUUUGAAGUGUUAUUUAAUUUUGAUCACAAAUAUACCUAAAGUCAUAAUCUAACUUAAUCCUCUUGUUUUUUCCCUAUGUAAAGUGAUCUAAAACUGUAAUCUUUCUGUAAAUUUCUAUCUCAUAUAAAAAUUUAAAGAGAUAAGUAUAGUUCAUCAACAUUAAACUUUUUUAAUAUGAAAACUGA
Messenger RNA from Peromyscus leucopus (white-footed mouse), 2597 nucleotides. RefSeq names its product plastin 1 (gene Pls1). The transcript has 16 exons. Bases 174 to 2066 code for a protein of 630 amino acids. The record is from RefSeq and is a predicted model, not a curated record. Gene Ontology annotation, cellular component: actin filament; cytoplasm; actin filament bundle. Gene Ontology annotation, molecular function: actin filament binding; calcium ion binding. Lineage: Eukaryota; Metazoa; Chordata; Mammalia; Rodentia; Cricetidae. Gene Ontology annotation, biological process: actin filament bundle assembly; actin filament network formation.